This is a messenger RNA of Trypanosoma theileri, 4206 nucleotides long. RefSeq lists its product as uncharacterized. The record is from RefSeq and is a predicted model, not a curated record. The transcript has a single exon. The coding region runs from base 1 to 4206 and encodes 1401 amino acids. NCBI's taxonomy places the organism in Eukaryota, Euglenozoa, Kinetoplastea, Trypanosomatida, Trypanosomatidae.
AUGCAAGAUUUACGUCGUCAACGGCGGUUUAUUCCGCAGGUGCGCAAACGUACCACACGACGAUCAAUACGUAGUUUAUUGUUCAUUAUUCUUCUUCUAUUGACAUUGGGAGUUCUCAUUGUAUCCUUUAUAUUCAGUACAGAUUUUGAUCCCUUUUGGGAUCGCUAUAAUGAUAUUCAAAGCAAAGAUGGAUUAACAACGACCACACAUAAUAAUAAAUAUAAUUUUACUCGUUUGAGUUUUCACAUGAAUGAGGCGAUGGCCACUGCCUGGCGUACUUCUAGUGAGAGACUUAUGUUUGAGACGGAAAUAACAGUGGAGCAUCUUACUAAACCAGAGACACAUGAGGAACGGCGUGGAAUGACAUCUCAGACCUCAAAAGUAACAGCCACUUUAUAUGGAAAGAGUUCAUUAAAGUUAAAACAUACCAAACGACGAUCAUUACAUAUUCGUAGUGAGGCACCCAUUCAAUUUAUCUCUUCAAAGACUCUACCAUCAUCAUUAUUAUCAUCAUCAUCAUCAUCAUUAAAUGGCGAAAAGAGUGGGGAGGGUGUUGGUGUUGGAUUUUUUGAAAAUGAGGGAGAAAUAUCACUAAAUGAUUUUUUACUUCUUUCUUUAUGGGAAGAUACACAUCGGAUUGCAUACCGUACUUCUGUAGAUUUGUUAAAACGUUUUGAUCUUUUCUUACCGUAUGCGCAGUUAGUUGAGUUGUGUUGUUAUCCAUCCACACGGAAUCCAUCACCAGAUCAUCCCUGUGCACCUUCCCCAACAGAUCACUCCUCUAUAAAGAAUCCACAACAAGAGGGACGAACACUUGGUGUAUAUCUUCUGUUGGAGUUUCCUUCAAGGGCUAUAUGGAGACGAAUGUCUAGUGUAUUUAACGCAUUUGAAAAGGAAUUAAAAACAUCCAUAAAUGAAACUUUAGGAAUUAAAAAGAAUCAUCCUCAUUAUAAUAAUAGUCUUCAUACACUCCCUCCUGCGUUAAGACGACGUUUGUAUGAAACAGAGAUGGAACAUGCAGCCCGUCUUCAUCAUUGGCAAAAUAUGUGGAAUAGGACGAAAUUAUUUUAUAAUGGUGAUGUGGAGAUGGCAGUUCAAUUGGCAUCACGUAACUUUAUGAGUUUCCGAGAACCACGACAUGAUUUAUCACAUGUGCCUAGUUAUAAAAAGAAUAGUACUAUCUUACCAAGUUAUAGACUUGUGGAGAAAAAUCCAUUAAAGUAUGGUUUACUAACAGAGGCAACUUCAACAUCACAGUCUUUUCUGGAUCUCCCGCAGUAUAUGUCUUGGCUUGCGAUCAAUACAAUAUUACGUAAUGGUGAUUAUGAUGAUGAGGCAUUUUUUUACGGUGUAUUACAACCAACAUCACUUUCACUCUCUGGAGAAGAAAUGAAAUCCCAUGAUAUUAAACUUCCCAUACAUCUUGGUGUAAUGGGUUGGGAUUAUGAUAAUAUCUUUGCCCCUUGUCAUCGUAAAGUGUGGUUUCAAACCCCACUCAUGUAUUGUGCAGAAACCACACUCGAUCACAAUAUCCUGCGAACUCCAAUAUUACAGAAACGGUAUGUAGAGAUACUACAAUAUAUGUUACAUUAUAUAGAUAAGGUGAAGUUUCGCCGUUCUGUAGAUGUAGCGAAUAAUGAAUUACUUUCUAUACUUCAUGGAUCUCCAGGGGCAUUGCGAGCAACUUUUGAUACGGAAAAACGGGAUGAAAAUGUGGGUUUGCGAUGGAUUAUGAAUGGUUUUUUGGAUCAGCGAGGAGUUUUACUUCGUGCUUUGGCAGAACAUUUUUCUACAAAAGAAAUAAAACAAAAUAUACAAUUGAAAGGUGAGGGAAAUGAAAGAGAUACUAUUAUAUCCUUAACAGUGGAUGGAGUAUUGAGUGAUCAGAAUACAGAGAUGCGACGUGAACUACUAGGCCAACUCUCGAAAGCCGUUAAAGUGAGAACAUCUCAAAUAAAUACCCGAAAUGGUAUUGUCAUUAAAGGAGGACAACAUGCACUGGGAGAGAAACUUCAGGAAACGGAAGGGACAUAUCAUUUUCAUCUUUCUGGUAUAUAUUGUGUACGAGUAGAAGUUCCACAAUCAUUUCUUCUUGUUGGGAAAUUACUUCCUAAUCUCGCAAUGCAGUUAGAUCAAAAGAAGCUUCAUUCCCUUCUUGUGGAUAUGCCAUUAGUGGAACCCAGUUCAUUAAGAGGUGGGGCGGAAUAUGGGUUAUGGACUUUCAACAAACCUUAUCCUAUGAAUUAUCUAACUUCAACUUGUGAGAAUAACUCUAUACUUAAAAUAUUUAUGCCAUCUGUUUGGCCACAAGAAACAAAUGAAAGACGUGGUGUUUUUAUUGUACGUUUUCUUCGUACUGUAGAGGAUACAACAAAAGGGAAUGAAUCAUUUAUUUGGGUGAGGAAGAAUAUUCCUCUUGCAUCUUCUGAUGCUCCAUUAUUAAAGACAAUGAUUAUUCGUGGAUUUAGUGCUGUUCGUGUGGUUCAUAAACCGGAAUUUACUAAUUUAGACAUCCCAUCAGUUUAUGUGGCUCAUGAUAAGGAAAAUACCUUAACAGGACCAUUACUCUUUGUAAACAGUAAUACUACUAGUAGUAUGAAGAAUAAUAGUAUUAAUAAUGAAAGAAAUAGCAUUACUACUUUUCCUGAUCUUAUUAUUCCUGGAACAUCUACUCGCUAUUCUCUCUCUGAAAGAUCUCUACCAACUGCACCCCCAUCACCUCCAUCCACCUCCAGUGGCCUUAUGGAUGUACAUGGGACUAUCUUUGGUAAUCAUCUCGAAUCUGGACACACACUCAUUUGCACCAAUAUUACUAAUAAUAGUAAUAAUAAUAAUAAUAAUAAUAAUAAUAAUAAUAAUAAUGCUGCAGACCCCAAAGUACACAUUGCCCAGUGUCCUAUCUUUAUUCGUGAUGGGUAUUAUUUACACGAAGGGGCCACACUUGAAGUGGACCCCGGUUGUGUUGUGGUUUUACUCCCCGCAGCCCUCCUGCAUGUGGAGGGAGGAACACUGCGAUUUAACGGUACAAUGAAUACACCGGUGGUAGUAACAAGCGAAGCGGUACGUGAUGGCAGUUAUUGGCGGACAAUUCACUUAAAUGGUCCCACUGCUCAACUGCACGCACAUUUCACUUUUUUCACAGGAUCUGGAAUCCGUGGAGUGCGUGUAGCGGGUACAGGUAAACAUCACACCCACUCUGCUGCAAUAACGGCAACGAAUGAAGCCCUCAUCUCUCUUCAUCAUACAUUUAUGUUAGAGUUAAGAGGAGCUGCCAUCGCAGCUGGUAAAGGUGCUAUUGUGCGUGUGAUGGAUUCACUGGUGCAGUGGGCACAAUUAGGUAUUGAAUGUGUACAGUGCACCUUCACUACACAGCGCUCCGUGUGGACACACUUUCCUAGUUGGGAUGUGGUUUACAAUGAUAAUGAUAAUGAUGCCAUGUACUUAUCCGGUGGUGAGCACCGUGUAGUAGAUACUGUUAUUGCUCAUACUAAAGAUGAUGGAAUUGAUUCUGGUGCGGUUCCAUUCCGUGGUGCUCGCACUGGUAGCGAUGGGAAAGAAAAGAAUAAUGGUGGUUCUUUGAUUGUUCACAAUACUAUUAUUGAAGGAUGUAUGCAUGAGGGUGUGGCACUCUCUACGGAGCCAAGUAUGUAUCGUGAGGUGGUGAUUUCUCAUACCAUUAUUCAGUACUGUCAACAGGGUGUUGAAUUGGGAUAUACAUCUGAAAAACAUACGGGUUUUCUUACAUCUUCACUUAUUCAACACUCUGCUGUUGGAGUGCGUUUUGGGGAUAACUAUCAUUGGUCACAUUGUGAUGGUAAGUUAUUAGUGAUUAACACGACCCUUGCCUAUAAUGAAAUUAAUGCAUUAAAUUAUGAAAGAGGUAAAGGAGCACCUAAAGGAGUUGAUCACUUUUAUACUUCUACAACUUUACCAACACAAGAAUGGGAACUUCUGCAAGAGACUGCUAAGAAUUCAGCUCUUCCUUUAACAAUAACACCAUCAGGCUUGGUAUUCAUGCUUCCAGAUGUACGAACAAAUGCCACUUUAGCAAAUGAUGGGUCACAAAAAAACAGUUUGGGUAUUAUGGGAUGCGGUGAUGUCUUUUCAUUGCCUGGUAAUAAUGGCAGAUUAAUGAGAGGAGCUGAUGUUUCUCUCGUGCCUCUGGCAGAGGAGAAUUUUGUAGUGAAUGUCACUGUAUAUUUGUAG